AUGGCGGCCACAAGUGCGUCCGGGACAAACGCAGUACGGUACGGCACAAUGCGUGACAACGUUAUCAAUAUGGAAGUGGUUCUACCUGAUGGACGAGUUCUGGACACAGCGGGGAAAGACAGAAGGUUCCGAUAUAAGAGGACAUCUCACUUUGACUUCUCAGAUCCAGGGGCUGAUGCCUCCAUAUGUGGUAUGGCGGCCACAAGUGCGUCCGGGACAAACGCAGUACGGUACGGCACAAUGCGUGACAACGUUAUCAAUAUGGAAGUGGUUCUACCUGAUGGACGAGUUCUGGACACAGCGGGGAAAGACAGAAGGUUCCGGAAAACCUCAGCGGGUUACAACCUUACCAACCUCUUUGUGGGCUCGGAGGGGACGCUGGGCAUCAUAACCAAGGCCACACUGCGCCUGUAUGGGGUGCCGGAGGCCACGGUGGCGGCUGUGUGCGCCUUCCCGAGUGUCCAGGCGGCCGUGGACAGCACGGUGCAGAUCCUGCAAUGCGGAAUCCCUAUCGCCAGAAUUGAGUUCUUGGACGAUGUCAUGAUUGAUGCGUGUAAUAAAUUUAAUGGUUUGAAUUAUCCCGUCUCACCCACCUUGUUCCUGGAGUUCCACGGCAACGAAACCACCGUAAAGGAGCAACUACAACAGACAGGGGAGAUCACACAGUUGAAUGGAGGUUCAGACUUCAAAUGGGCCCGAGACCAGGAGGAGAGGAAUCGGCUGUGGACAGCCCGACACAACGCAUGGUAUGCGGCCCUGGCUCUGCGUCCUGGAUGCCGGGGCUAUUCUACAGACGUGUGCGUCCCCAUCUCUGAACUCCCCAAAAUCAUAGUGGACACUACGGAAGACCUCAGACAGUCUCGUAUUACAGGUCCAAUAGCGGGACAUGUUGGUGACGGGAAUUUCCAUUGUAUAAUAGUGCUGGACGUGAGCGAUGAGGAGGAAGUGCAGCGGGUGGCGGAAUUUACAGACAGACUGGCCCGGUAA
Messenger RNA from Nanorana parkeri, 987 nucleotides. It is a transcript of the gene LDHD, whose product is annotated as lactate dehydrogenase D. Lineage: Eukaryota; Metazoa; Chordata; Amphibia; Anura; Dicroglossidae. Gene Ontology annotation, molecular function: D-lactate dehydrogenase (NAD+) activity; FAD binding; D-lactate dehydrogenase (cytochrome) activity. The coding region runs from base 1 to 987 and encodes 328 amino acids. The record is from RefSeq and is a predicted model, not a curated record. Gene Ontology annotation, cellular component: mitochondrion. The transcript has 7 exons. Gene Ontology annotation, biological process: lactate catabolic process.